ACUAUACAAUCGUUUAGAGGUUGUGUGAAGUGACUCAUGUGUAUGCACAUGUAAAUUUAUCGAUUUAAAUUAAAAUUAAAGUUUUAUGUGAAAAAAACUCUAUAAUAAAUAAAAUUAAUUUACUCUGAGUUUACUUUUAAAGUGACAUAAUAAAAAUGUUAUGUUCCAAGGUUGGUUUGGUGCUCAGAAAUAUUAUAAGCGAUACAAUUCAUCGAGAAACUAAAUAUAUUGGAAUCUUAACAAAAUCAUUCUCGUCAUUAGGGGAAGUUAAAAAUGUAAAGCCUAAUCCUGAUAAAUUAUAUAAAAAAAUAGAAAUUGAACUUAGAGGAAAUGAUCCUGCCGUACUAAAGAGUUAUGGCCAGUUUACUGAAUUAACUGCAAACCAUUUAGAAAUUAAUAUGCUAAGAAAUACAACACCUAGAAAAGCUGUGCAUGAACGACUAACAGUGUUGAAAUCUGUACAUAUAUACAAAAAACAUCGUGUACAAUAUGAAAGCAGAACUUAUUAUAGAUUUAUGGAUUUUGCAAAACUAACAGGAUCUACUGCAGAUACUUUCUUAGAAUAUCUUCAACGAAAUUUACCAGAAGGUGUAGCAAUGAAAGUUACAAAGGUCGAAUUACAGAAAUUACCAGAAUCUAUACAGACACCACCGAAUACUGUUUAAUUUUACAUAAUUAUUGAAUAUCUGUUACCAUAGUACAUACAGUAAAUUAAAUGAAAUUUGCCUUAAAUAAUUUAUUCAUAAAUCAUAAACUAUUUUUUUCAUAGAGUUGUGUCUACAAAAUGUGUAUGAAAUAUUAUGUUUUUAUACUGACUUUUUUAAGCAUAAUCACCAUGUUGUAUUGUGUAUAACUAAUUAUUCUUAGCGAUUGUAUUAAUGCUACAUUUUGUUGAUAGAAAGAAAAAUGUCCUUUUCCAGCGAUGAUUUAAUGGUAAUAACAUUGUUUGAUAUUUCAGGUGCUUUGUUAGGUACAUUAUGCUGAAGUUCAGGUAGCUGAUAUUUCUUUUGAAAUAUUAGAGGUUUAUUUUUUUCUACUGCCUGAAUAUUUACAGUUUUAAGAGGUGUAUCUUUGAAAUUUGUAGAUAUAAAGUGUUGGCGAUCGUCAUCGUGUGAUUUAAUCCGUUUAUCCUUUCGUUGUAUUGUGGAAGUUUCAUUAAUAUCAUGUUUUCCUAUAUCAGAUGAAAUCGAUCGUGUUAUAUUUCUUUCAGACGAUAAAGAGUUCCUGCGAAUGAUUCUCCGUUUAAAAUAAAAAUCAAAGCAAUAAAAAUGAUUAUAUUUCGUAUACUUGUCAUUUGUAAUGAUUAGAUCAAUCAAAUUUUAAAAGAUUAAUUUAUACCGAAAAAUAUCGUUAGGGAUUCGAAUGUAUAAAAACAAAAGAAUGAUUUUAUUUGAAGAUUGUAAAGAGAUGUGUGUUCACGCCGGUACUGCACAAGUGCUGUCAGGCAACUGGAGAGUGUAUAAGCAAAAAGAUUAGAAGCCAUGAUCAAAGAGGAAAGAAAACUGGACAGGGUGGCAUAAGCCAGUUUAAGGCCACUUUCAACAUUCGUCGAGAUUUUAUUAUUCGAAUUAAUUGUAAGAACCCUUAAAAGUCUACGCGAGAUACACUCGACCUUAUAUCUCACAUACGCAUUAAAUGUAAUCGUCUUUCAUCUUUCGUCUUUCGUAAAUCCAUUUAUGGCUAUAAGUCGUAAAGGGAGAAAGAAAAAAAAAGUACAGAUUUUUUCGUCCUUAUAUUCUUUUUAAUUUCUAUGUAUCUGAGUAAACCGGUUUCGCGAACAUUAUCUACAUCGAAGGCCAAUACUGCUUUUAUAGUAAACCGGUUAUUUUCGAAGAGUAAUAAAAAAAAAAAAAAAA
Vespa mandarinia (Asian giant hornet) is the source of this 1856-nucleotide messenger RNA. RefSeq names its product mitochondrial ribosomal protein S10 (gene mRpS10). Gene Ontology annotation, cellular component: mitochondrion; mitochondrial small ribosomal subunit. Lineage: Eukaryota; Metazoa; Arthropoda; Insecta; Hymenoptera; Vespidae. The record is from RefSeq and is a predicted model, not a curated record.